GUAUUAGGAGUGGGAAGGUUUUAUACUCAGAAGUGUGACAUUUUGAGCUGAAACAACACACAAAUGGCAUCAUCGAAGGUUUUGUGUAGGUUGUCAUCUCGGUUACAGACACUUGCUCACAGCAACUUCACCAAACCCUCACUUUCUCUUCUCUCCAAUCCACUUUCUCUCUCUGCGCGCCGCCUUUCUCGUACUUUCCGGUUACCGGUGGAGUUGGCGAGCUUGGAAUCAAUUAUGCCGUUACAUAGCGCGGUGGCUUCAGCUCGAUUAGUGUCAAGCUUGUCUGUUGAGUCUAAGGGUUGGGGGUUAGUUCCUCAAGGUAUUUCCAUGCCUUUAUGACAGCGUUUGUCUGCAGUUAGUAGCUGCAACGUAACAUUUUCAUUGGAUGUCAGGCUCAUGUUGAUGUUUUCAGUUGUUGUAAUGUUGAGGCUACUGACAUAUGAUUCUUCAUCUGACAUAUUUGAGGACACGCAGUGCAAUUGAUGUUGCUUAGUUCAAUUUAUCUUCAUAUAUUUCUGGAAUAUAUCUUUUUUGGUUUUUCCAGUCUAUGGAUAAAUAUUUUGUUAACUAUUAAUGCAUUUGAGUGCAUUAUACCUCCUGAGGAUUUAAUCCAUUUUAUUUGUUGCUGUUUC
Vigna umbellata (rice bean) is the source of this 632-nucleotide messenger RNA. RefSeq lists its product as uncharacterized. NCBI's taxonomy places the organism in Eukaryota, Viridiplantae, Streptophyta, Magnoliopsida, Fabales, Fabaceae. The record is from RefSeq and is a predicted model, not a curated record.